Messenger RNA from Teleopsis dalmanni, 3810 nucleotides. RefSeq names its product membrane-associated protein Hem. Bases 289 to 3660 code for a protein of 1123 amino acids. NCBI's taxonomy places the organism in Eukaryota, Metazoa, Arthropoda, Insecta, Diptera, Diopsidae. The transcript is spliced from 3 exons. Gene Ontology annotation, biological process: cortical actin cytoskeleton organization; cell morphogenesis; cell migration. Gene Ontology annotation, cellular component: SCAR complex. The record is from RefSeq and is a predicted model, not a curated record.
CUGUCAUUUGUUGUUUUGCUAUCGGAAAAUUUAGACAAAGUUGUUUUGCGUGAGACAUGUAGUUUCUGAAAAAGUUUAUAAUAUCUAUGUAAUAAAACAUUGUUCAUAAUAGUAACAAAAGUUGAAUUAAAGUUUUAUAGUAAAAGUAUUAUAACGUUUGGUAUAUUUUAUACCAAAGAGAAGAAAAACGAUUUUGAGGUGGGGCUCCGGAAGCUCAGUAUAUUUUGGCGUAAUCGAUAAAGCAUUACAAAUAGUUUAUACUAAAAAAAAUAUUUACUUUUAGCAAAAAUGGCACGCCCAAUAUAUGCCAAUCAGCAAAAAAUUGCUGAAAAAUUAAUUAUAUUAAAUGAUCGCGGUUUGGGUAUUUUAACUCGUAUUUAUAAUAUAAAAAAAGCAUGCGGUGAUACCAAGUCUAAGCCAGGAUUCCUAUCGGACAAAGCAUUGGAGUCAUCAAUUAAAUUUAUUGUUAAACGUUUUCCCAACAUUGAUGUAAAAGGAUUAAAUGCAAUUGUUAAUAUAAAGUCCGAGAUUAUAAAAUCACUAUCAUUGUAUUAUCAUACAUUUGUGGAUUUGUUGGAUUUUAAGGAUAACGUUUGUGAGCUACUAACAACAAUGGAUGCUUGCCAAAUACAUUUGGAUAUAACGUUAAAUUUUGAACUUACAAAAAAUUAUUUGGAUUUAGUUGUCACGUAUGUUUCUCUUAUGAUCGUAUUGUCUCGUGUUGAAGAUCGCAAAGCUGUUCUGGGAUUAUAUAAUGCUGCUUAUGAGCAACAAAAUAAUCAAGCUGAUGCUGGCUUUCCACGUCUAGGACAAAUGAUUUUAGAUUAUGAAGUCCCACUUAAAAAAUUAUCCGAAGAAUUUAUACCACAUCAGCGACUUUUAACAAAUGCGUUGCGUUCAUUGACGACCAUUUAUCCUUUGCGAAAUUUACCGGCCGAUAAGUGGCGAGAAAUGCAAAAAUUAAGUCUCGUCGGUAAUCCAGCAAUUUUAUUAAAAGCCGUACGUACCGACACAAUGUCUUGUGAAUAUGUUUCGUUGGAAGCAAUGGAUCGUUGGAUCAUAUUUGGUUUACUGCUAAAUCAUCAAAUGUUGGCUCAGUAUCCAGAAGUCAACAAGAUAUGGAUAUCAGCUUUAGAAUCCAGUUGGGUAGUCGCACUUUUCCGCGAUGAAGUACUACAAAUUCAUCAAUAUAUACAAAAUACUUUUGAUGGCAUAAAAGGCUACAGUAAGCGUAUUGCUGAAGUAAAAGAAGCAUAUAGCACAGCCGUUCAAAAAGCUUCAUUGAUGCACAGAGAAAGAAGAAAGUUUUUACGUACUGCCCUUAAAGAACUGGCACUAAUUAUGACAGAUCAGCCAGGUUUAUUGGGUCCUAAAGCAAUAUUUAUUUUUAUUGGAUUAUGUUUGGCUCGGGAUGAAAUACUUUGGCUUCUUAGACACAAUGAUAAUCCUCCAAUGUUAAAGAAUAAAGGUAAAAGUAACGAAGACUUGGUUGAUCGUCAAUUACCUGAGCUACUAUUUCACAUGGAAGAGUUACGUGCACUUGUGCGCAAGUAUAGCCAAGUUAUGCAACGUUAUUAUGUGCAGUAUUUAUCAGGUUUUGAUUCUACUGAUCUUAACAUCAGAAUGCAAAGUUUACAAGUAUGUCCGGAAGAUGAGAGUAUAAUACUGUCUUCACUCUAUAACACGGCGUCCAAUUUAACAGUUAAACAAGUCGAAGACAAUGAACUAUUCGAUUUUCGUGCUUUUCGACUUGAUUGGUUCCGUUUACAAACUUAUAUGAGCGUUAGUAAAGCUGCAUUGCGCAUUAAUGAGCAUGUGGAGCUGGCCAGAUUACUAGAUUCGAUGGUAUUUCAUACACGUGUGGUUGAUAAUUUAGAUGAAAUAUUGGUUGAAACAUCCGAUUUAAGUAUAUUUUGCUUUUAUAGUAAAAUGUUUGACGAUCAAUUCCAUAUGUGCUUAGAGUUCCCAGCACAAAAUCGUUUUAUAAUUGCUUUUCCAUUAAUAUGCAGCCACUUUCAAAACUGCACACAUGAAAUGUGUCCAGAAGAACGUCAUCAUAUACGUGAACGCUCAUUAAGUGUGGUUAAUAUAUUUCUAGAGGAAAUGGCAAAGGAGGCCAAAAAUAUAAUAACCACAAUAUGUGAUGAGCAGUGCACAAUGGCAGAUGCAUUAUUGCCCAAACACUGUGCAAAAAUAUUAUCUGUGCAAUCAUCUCGUAAGAAAAAAGACAAAUCAAAAAAACAGUAUGAUGACAUACGUAAACCAGGUGACGAGUCAUAUAGGAAAACACGUGAAGAUCUCACCACAAUGGAUAAAUUACAUAUGGCUUUGACAGAACUAUGUUUUGCAAUUAAUUAUUGUCCUACUGUUAAUGUGUGGGAAUUUGCAUUUGCACCACGUGAGUAUUUAUGUCAAAAUCUGGAGCAUCGUUUCUCUCGAGAUCUUGUGGGAAUGGUAAUGUUUAACCAGGAAACAAUGGAAAUAGCAAAACCAAGUGAACUACUCGCAUCAGUAAGAGCAUAUAUGAAUGUGCUACAAACUGUAGAAAAUUACGUACAUAUCGACAUAACGAGAGUUUUUAAUAAUUGCUUAUUGCAGCAAACCCAAGCAUUAGACUCUCAUGGUGAAAAAACAAUUGCAGCACUCUAUAAUACUUGGUAUAGCGAAGUCUUGUUACGACGUGUGUCAGCAGGGAAUAUUGUAUUUUCGAUAAGUCAAAAAGCGUUUGUGCCUAUUUCACCCGAAGGUUGGGUACCUUUUAAUCCUCAAGAAUUUUCAGAUUUAAAUGAAUUGCGCGCAUUAGCAGAACUGGUAGGACCGUAUGGUAUUAAAACACUCAAUGAGACCUUAAUGUGGCAUAUCGCCAAUCAAGUGCAAGAAUUAAAGUCACUUGUUGGCACUAACAAAGAUGUUCUCAUUACAUUACGCACAAGCUUUGAUAAACCAGAAAUAAUGAAAGAACAGUUUAAACGUUUGCAAGAUGUUGAUCGUGUAUUGCAGCGCAUGACAAUUAUUGGUGUAAUACUUUGUUUCCGUAAUUUGGUACAUGAAGCAUUAGUUGAUGUGUUAGAGAAUCGAAUACCAUUUUUGCUUAGUUCUGUAAGAGAUUUUCAAGAACAUUUGCCGGGUGGUGACCAGAUUCGCAUAGCUUCAGAAAUGGCAUCAUCAGCUGGUCUUAUGUGCAAAGUAGAUCCCACGCUUGCCAAUACAUUAAAAUCGAAAAAGCCAGAAUUUGAUGAAAGUGAACAUUUAACGUCAUGCUUACUUAUGGUUUUUGUUGCAGUUUCCAUACCAAAAUUAGCGCGUAAUGAAAACUCCUUUUAUCGUGCAACAAUCGAUGGACAUUCAAAUAAUACACAUUGCAUGGCUGCAGCAAUAAAUAAUAUUUUCGGUGCAUUAUUUACCAUAUGUGGUCAGAACGAUAUGGAGGAUCGCAUGAAGGAAUUUUUAGCUUUGGCUAGUUCAUCAUUAUUGCGUUUAGGACAGGAAUCUGAUAAGGAGGCUACACGUAAUCGUGAAUCAAUUUAUUUACUGCUGGAUGAAAUAGUUAAACAGUCUCCUUUCUUAACUAUGGACUUGCUUGAAUCUUGCUUUCCUUACGUCUUGAUACGUAAUGCGUAUCAUGCUGUUUAUAAACAGGAACAAAUAUUAGGUCUAUAAGUGCAUGCACAACAGUAAUUUCGUAUUGUAACUGAAAUACAAUUAAUUUUAGAAUAAGUAUUUAAAAAUAUUACAUUUUUAUAAACAAUAUUUAAUGGAUAAUCACUAAUUACAAACAUGUUUUAUAUUACAAAUUAAAAAUCUAAAUUG